Lathyrus oleraceus (garden pea) is the source of this 936-nucleotide messenger RNA. RefSeq lists its product as uncharacterized. The transcript is spliced from 3 exons. The record is from RefSeq and is a predicted model, not a curated record. Bases 1 to 936 code for a protein of 311 amino acids. Gene Ontology annotation, molecular function: nucleic acid binding. NCBI's taxonomy places the organism in Eukaryota, Viridiplantae, Streptophyta, Magnoliopsida, Fabales, Fabaceae.
AUGUCGAUGUUGAUGGUGCGAGAAUUGGAUUUACUUAAACAAUUUCAAGAUAUGAGUUUGGUUUAUGAAGAGACUUCUUUUGGAGUGAAGCUUGGUAUGUUGAAGCUUACUAGUGGAAGUUUGGAUGAGAUUCAAGAAGGUCAAAAAUCUGAUUUGGUUUUGGCAGAUCGAUUGAUGUUGAUCAAUCAAGGUAAAGGUGGUGAUUUUCGGAUUGAUGAGAAUGGUAUCAUGAGGAUUCCGAGUAAUUGUGAAGCUAUUUGGGUUAUUGUGAACAGGUUGACGAAAUUUGCUCACUUUAUUCUGAUUAGAAUGGAUUAUCCGAUGGAGAGGCUUGCAAAGCUGUAUAUUGAGAAAAUUGUCAGUUUGCAUGGUAUUCCGUCUAGCAUUGUGUUAGAUAGGGAUGUGAGGUUUACUUCGAGAUUUUGGGAAGAGAGUGUUGUGGUUGGACCUGAGAUAGUUCAACAGCCUACUGAUAAGAUUAAAAUGAUCAGAGAGAAGAUGAAGGUUUUUAUGAGUCGUUAUAAGAGUUACCGUGACAAGAGAAGGAAAUCGCUUGAGUUUGAGGUAGAUGAUCAUGUGUUUUUAAGAGUUACUCUGGUAACGGGUGUUGGUAGAGCAUUGAAGUCGCGUAAGUUGACGGCGCAUUUUUUUGGUCUGUAUCAGAUUUUCAAGAAAGUAGGUGAUGUGGCUUAUCGGAUUACGUUGCCGCUGUCACUUGCUAAUCUCCAUGAUGUGUUUCACGUGUCUCAAUUGAGGAGAUACAUUGCGAAUCCUUCGCAUGUUGUCCAAUUAGAUGAUGUUGAGGUUAUAGAUAAUUUGUCCGUAGAGACAUUACCUAUACAGAUAGAAGAUAAAGAGGUGAAACAACUCCGUGGUAAAUGGAUCACUUUGGUGAAAGUCGUUUGGGGAGGACCAGCUGGUGGAAAUGUGACGUGA